This is a messenger RNA of Patella vulgata (common limpet), 2995 nucleotides long. Its product is annotated as poly [ADP-ribose] polymerase tankyrase-1. NCBI's taxonomy places the organism in Eukaryota, Metazoa, Mollusca, Gastropoda, Patellidae. Gene Ontology annotation, molecular function: protein binding. The transcript is spliced from 4 exons. The record is from RefSeq and is a predicted model, not a curated record. The coding region runs from base 122 to 2995 and encodes 957 amino acids.
GGCCAUUAUGACUUAUGACUAGUAUGAGGGAGGAAUAAAGAAAUAAUUCAAAAGACAACUACAAGAUUGUUCAAGUAUAUAGUGAUGUUGAGAACUUGAUAUAGACGCACAGCUAAACGACAUGGAUGCAGAGCUAAACGAAAUGAAUGUAGAGCUAAACAACAUGAAUGUAGGGUGGCUACUGGAGUCAAAACUACGCCAAGCUGAAAAAGAUGGAAAUAUAGGACAAGUAGUUGAAACAUUAUCAUUACAAGAUAAAAACCAAGCUUUACUUAUAGCUGCUAAAUCCCGGUUGUAUGAAGUUGUUAUACAUCUUGUAGACCAUGGUAUUGGUGUACAUUAUGUUGAUAGUCGCCAGAACAAUAUGCUACACGUACUUUUACAUAACUGUAAGAAAUAUGACUAUACCAAUAACUAUUAUUUGCGUGUACAAUGUGUAUUUAAAUUAGUUGAUGUUGGUGUAGACAUCAACCAGUUGAAUGAAGAUAAAGAUACACCUUUACUUAUAGCUGCUAAAAAAGGGUUGUAUGAAGUUGUUAUAUAUAUGUUAGAACAUGGCAUUGAUGUACAUUAUGUUGAUAGCCGUCAGAACAACCUGCUGUACACGCUUAUUUAUAACUAUAGAUGUGGAUCUGGCAAUUUGUUACAAUGUGUGGUUAAAUUAGUUGAUGCUGGUGUAGACGUCAACCAGUUGAAUGAAGAUAAAGAUACACCUUUACUUAUAGCUGCUAAAAAAGGGUUGUAUGAAGUUGUAAUAUAUCUGUUAGAACACGGAUUUGAUUUACAUUAUGUUGACAGUCGUCAGAACAACCUGAUGCACAUACUUUUAUAUAGCUAUGCUAGUGAUGACAAUGUAGGUAGACGUAAUUUAUUAUUAAAAUGUGUUGUUAAAUUAGUUGGUGCUGGUGUAGACGUCAACCACUUGAAUGAUGAUAAAAUGACACCCUUACUUAUAGCUGCUAGAAACGGGAUGUGUGAAGUUUUGAUGUAUCUGUUAGAACAUGGAGUAGAUAUACAUUAUGUUAAUAGUCAUCAAGAAAACGCGAUACACCUACUUGUAUAUGGCUAUUAUGGAUUUAACAAAUCAGAUACACUUGAUUUGUUAUUACAAUGUGUGAGUAAAUUAGUUGAUGCUGGUGUAGACGUCAACCAGUUGAAUAAAAAUAAAGAGACACCUACAAUUAUAGCUGCUGACAGCGAGUUGUAUGAAGUUGUGAUAUAUCUGUUAGAACACGGAGCAGAUGUACGUUGUGUUAAUGUUCUUCAGAACAACCUGCUACACAUGCUUUUAAAUAAGUAUAGAUAUAACAGAUAUGACAAUACAGGUAGACAUGCUUUAUUAUUACCAUGUGUACUUAAAUCAGUUGAUGCUGGUGUAGACGUCAACCAGUUGAAUGAACAUAAAGAUACACCUAUAUCUAUAGCUGCUAGAGAAGGAUUGUAUGAAGUUGUGAUGCGUAUGUUAAAACACGGAGUAGAUGUAGGUUAUGUUGAUAGUUGUCAGAACAACCUGAUGUACAUACUUUUAGACAAAUAUCGCAACCAGUGUAAUCAUAACAAUACAGGUAGAAGUGAUUUGCUAUUACAAUGUGUAUUUAAGUUAAUUGAUGCUGGUGUAGACGUCAAUCAGUUGAAUAGAUAUAAAGAUACACCUUUACUUUUAGCUGCUAGAAAAGGGCUGUUUGAAGUUGUGAUGUAUCUGUCAAAGCAUGAUAUCAAUAAUCAUUGUGUUGAUAGAUGCCAGAACAACCUGAUACACAUACUUUUAGAUAGCUAUGACAGAGAUGACAACACAAGUAUACCCGAUUUGCUACAAUGUAUAGUUAGUUUAGUUGAUGCUGGUGUAGACGUUAACCAAGGGAAUGAGCUAAAACCUAUAUUUAUUGCUGCCAGCAAAGGGUUGUAUGAAAUUGUAAUGUAUAUGUUAGACCACGGAGUAGAUGUAAAUUGUGUUGAUAGUCAUCGGAACAACCUGCUAAAUAUACUUUUACAAUACUAUAACAGUUAUAUCAAUAACGAUAUACGGGAUUUGAUUCCACAAUGUGUUUAUAAAAUUGUUAAUGAUAAUGUAGACUAUGUUAAUAAUCGUCAGAACAUCCCGCUGUACAUAUGUUUAGAUAACUUUAACCGUGAUGACAACGAAGGUAGGCGUGAUUUACUAUUACAAUGUGUAGCCAAAUUAGCUGAUGCCGGUGUAGAAGCCAACCAGGCGAAUAAAGAUAAAGUUACACCUAUAUUUAUAGCUGCUAGGUCAGGAUUGUAUGAAAUUGCAAUGUAUAUGUUAGAACACGGAGUAGAUGUACAUUAUGUUGAUCAAUAUAAAUGGAACAUUCUUCACUAUGUUGUAGGCUGUAUUAAUCCCUUUUCGAUAGUUUAUGCCUUUUGCUAUGAUAAAUUUGAAGAAAAAUAUAUACAGCUAGCUAAUAAUGUAAUAAACACAGGUUUAGACACAAACCAACCUGACUAUAAAGGUAAAACCCCGUUGUUCCAUGUCGGUAUAUACAAGGAUUGUAAAUACACCCACCCCUCCAAUGCGAAUAAGGCAUAUAGCAUACUAUUGACACUUAAGACAGGACAGGAUAUCUACGUUCGAUUGAAAUGUAAAUUGAUUAAUAUGUUGUUAAAAGCUGGUUGUAAUGUGAACCAUCAAAACACUGACAGGCAAACAGCUUUAAUGUACCAUAUAAUAUGUCAAUCUGAUAUCAGUAUAAUAAAACUGUUGAUUUCACAUUCUAAUCUAAGUUUAACUGAUCAUACAGGUGAUACAGCAUUAAGUUAUUGUGUUAAAUAUCACCUGAUAAAUUCUAAAGCCGUCUUUAAACUUUUAGUAGAUUCAGGUUCAGAUCUAAUGUCACGUAACAACGGAGUUAAGUUAUUCCAUGAUAUUUUAAAAUGCAAGAGGUUGGAGGUGUUCAGUUAUUACAUUCGGCAGAAGUUGAUUACUCAUGGUGUUACAGCUGAAGGAGAAAAUAUGCUUCACCUUUUAGCCAAAUAA